Molecule: messenger RNA, 314 nt
Organism: Neopelma chrysocephalum (saffron-crested tyrant-manakin)
Lineage: Eukaryota; Metazoa; Chordata; Aves; Passeriformes; Pipridae
Gene: NDUFA13
Product: NADH:ubiquinone oxidoreductase subunit A13
Exons: 2
Source: RefSeq, a predicted model, not a curated record
CCCCCGGGCGCUGUGUCCCCUCCCGGUUCCCUGCUAAGCCUCCCCCUGUCCCGCAGAACCCUCCGGCUGCUGCGGCAGAACCUGGACGAGGAGGCCAAAAUCAUGAGGGACGUUCCCGGCUGGAAGGUGGGCGAGUCGGUGUUCCACACGGAUCGCUGGGUGCCCCCGACGGUGGACGAGCUCUAUUACCUGCGGCCCUCGGCCGAGAUGGACAACGAGAAGUUCGGGCUGCAGUACUACGUCUGAGAGCCGCCCCUUCCCGGGCUCCUCCUCCCCUUGUUCCAACAUUUCACGGGUUGUUUUUUCCCCUUCCC